Molecule: messenger RNA, 1109 nt
Organism: Heterobasidion irregulare TC 32-1
Lineage: Eukaryota; Fungi; Basidiomycota; Agaricomycetes; Russulales; Bondarzewiaceae
Exons: 5
Coding region: 5-934 (309 amino acids)
Biological process (GO): ribosomal large subunit biogenesis; ribosomal large subunit export from nucleus; endonucleolytic cleavage in ITS1 to separate SSU-rRNA from 5.8S rRNA and LSU-rRNA from tricistronic rRNA transcript (SSU-rRNA, 5.8S rRNA, LSU-rRNA)
Cellular component (GO): preribosome, large subunit precursor; nucleolus; nucleus
Molecular function (GO): protein binding
Source: RefSeq, a predicted model, not a curated record
CACGAUGGAUGUCUCAGACAUCCUCGCCUCUCAGGCAGAAAAACACAAGGCCGUGGCUGUCGAAAAAGACAUCCCCCUCGAAGUCGACGUCGGCUUCUUAACAGUCACGGAUCUCAACCCAAUAGAUGCGGAGAGCUACAACGAGAACCUCGAGGACUUCCUCCAAUCCACCGCGCGCGACGGCAUCCAAGUCCUCCUCGGCGCCCUCUUCUCCCUGCCCACCCAAUCCUCCACCGAUGGCCCCCUCGCAAAGCUCCCCACCCCGACAACGCAGCUCCCGCGCGCGAAGCCGCUCCCCAAACCAAAACCCAUGACCAAGUGGGAGCGCUUCGCGCAGGCGAAGGGCAUCUCCAAGACGAAGCGCGACAAGAAGGUCUGGGACGAGGAGAAGCAGGACUGGGUCAACCGCUGGGGGUGGAACGGGAAGAACCGCGAGGCGGAGACGCAGUGGCUCUCGGAGGUCCCAGCCAACGCCGAGGCCGACCACGACCCAUCAAAAGAGGCCCGCGACGAGCGCAAGGCGCGGGUGGCCAAGAACGAGCGCCAGCGGCUGCAGAACAUUGCCCGUGCGCAGGGCGGAUCCGGGGAGCGCGACCAGCGAAAACAGGAUAUCGAGCGAACGCUCGCGACGACGCGCACCAGCACAGCGAGCAUGGGCAAGUUCGACAAGAAGCUCGAGGGCGAGAAGAAGCUGCGGGGUGUCAAGCGCAAGUUCGACCCCGCAGAAAAAUCCGUGGAAAGUGAGAAAGACGCCAACCUGGCACUCCUCUCCAAGCUCGGAACCGAGCCUAAAAAAGCGAGGCCGGAGGACGGAGACGACGUGCUCAACGUGCGGAAGGCCGUGCGGUUUGCCUCGAAGGGCCAAGGCAGCGUCUCACUGGCGAGGAAGCAGGGCGGGGGAGACGGGAAGAAGAGGGGGAAGGGCAGGCGGUAGAUCGUCCUACCAUUUCAUGAUGAGCCUCUCCCUUUUUUUUUCUUGCUUAUCUGCGUGUAUGAUCGUUUCUAUUGACUUUCGUCAGUGUACCCGAUGGUGGUGUGCAGUGUUGUUGUCAUUGAUAGCCUUAUGCGGCUGUGCGUAAUACAGUAUUUCCGAGCAUGGUCAUGCAUCC